UAAGGUGACGCCCUAGCCGACCCGCUGCCCGCUCCGCGUCACAGGAACUUCAGCACCCACGGGGCGGACAGCGCUCUCCUCCACCUGAAGACCUGAGUCCCGAGCGCCCAGAGUCUUUCUAAUAUCCCUUUACUCCGGAGCCCCAGAGAGCUCCACCAGCUCCGAGCACCCGCCACUCGCCCUCCCCGCGCCCGCCCUCCUAGCUCUUCCUGUUUUUACUCCUCCUUUUCAUUCAUAACAACAAAAGCUAUAGCUCCGGAAGCCCGGCGCCAGGCUGUUUCUGAAGCCAAGCGUGGAAGAAUGGGGUUCCUUUGGACCGGCACUUGGAUUGUGGUGUUGGUGCUCCACAGCAGCGCAAUUCAAGCUUUCCCCAAACCCGCAGGCAGCCAAGACAAACCCCUACAUAAUAGAGAAUUAAGUGCAGAAAGACCUUUGAAUGAGCAGAUUGCUGAAGCAGAAGCAGACAAGAUUAAAAAAACAUACCCUUCAGAAAACAAGCCAGGUGAGAGCAAUUAUUCCUUUGUUGAUAACUUGAACCUGCUAAAGGCUAUAACAGAAAAGGAAAAGAAUGACAAGGAAAGACAGUCCGUAAAAAGUUCUCCAAGUGAUAAUAAAUUGAACCUGGAAGAUGUUGAUUCAACCAAGAAUCGAAGACUGAUUGAUGAUUAUGAUUCUACUAAGAGUGGACUGGAUCAUAAAUUUCAAGAUGAUCCAGAUGGCCUUCAUCAACUAGAUGGAACUUCUUUAACUGCUGAAGACAUUGUCCAGAAAAUUGCUACCAGGAUUUAUGAGGAAAAUGACAGAGGAGUAUUUGACAAGAUCGUUUCUAAACUGCUGAAUCUUGGCCUAAUCACAGAAAGCCAGGCACACACACUGGAAGAUGAAGUUGCAGAGGUUUUACAAAAACUGAUCUCUAAGGAAGCCAACAGUUAUGAAGAGGAACUCAAUAAGCCAACCAACAGGACUGAGAGUCAGGCUGGAAAAAUACCAGAGAAAGUGACUCCAAUGGCAGCAAUUCAAGAUGGCUUUACUAAUGGAGAAAAUGACGAAACAGUAUCUAACACCUUAACCUUGACGAAUGGCUUGGAAAGGAGAACUAAAACCUACAGUGAAGACAACUUUGAGGAACUCCAGUAUUUCCCAAACUUCUAUGCACUACUGAAAAGUAUUGAUUCAGAAAAAGAGGCAAAAGAGAAAGAAACCUUGAUUACUAUCAUGAAAACGUUGAUUGACUUUGUGAAGAUGAUGGUAAAAUAUGGCACCAUAUCUCCAGAAGAAGGUGUUUCCUACCUUGAAAACUUGGAUGAAACAAUUGCUCUUCAGACCAAGAACAAGCUAGAAAAAAAUGUUACUGACAAUAAGAGCAAGCUUUUCCCAGUGCCAUCAGAGAAGAGUCAUGAAGAAACAGACAGUACCAAGGAAGAAGCUGCUAAGAUGGAAAAGGAAUAUGGAACCUUGAAGGAUUCCACAAAAGAUGAUGACUCCAACCCAAGAGGAAAGACAGAUGAGCCAAAAGGGAAAACAGAAGCCUAUUUGGAAGCCAUUAGAAAAAAUAUUGAAUGGUUGAAGAAACACAACAAAAAAGAAAAUAAAGAAGAUUAUGACCUUUCAAAGAUGAGGGACUUCAUCAACCAACAAGCUGAUGCUUAUGUGGAGAAAGGCAUCCUUGAUAAAGAAGAAGCCGAUGCCAUUAAGCGUAUUUACAGCACCCUGUAAAAAUGGCAAAUGACCCAAGAGUCUUUUAACUGUUUCAGAAAACAUAGUGUAGCUUAAAACACUUCUGUGAUUAAAGUUAUUUUGACCCAAGGAUUAUUAGAAAAGUGCUGAAUUUAUAGUAGUUAAUCUGUUAGAAGUGGUUAAAACAUAGCUUUCUUGCCAUAAGAACGAUCCAAAAAGUAAAGUUGUAUGUAAGCUGACAUUUUGUAUAUAGAAUCCUUAUUUCCUUAUUGAUUUACAUUUUAUAAGCAGAUCUAUGUUGCUUUGGAAAAGCCUGUAAUGAACUGAACUUAAAACUGAACCCUCACCCCACUGUGUCACACAUACAAGCACCCCCAGAAGAAUUAGGGGGUUCUGUUUUCAAGGCAUGCUGGGUACCAAAGCACCUCGUAGGGUAUCUCUGUUAUGUCAUUUCCAUACCUCUUCCCUUUUGGGAGUUUAAAUAAAUUCACAUUUCCUCAUAGUCUCUA
Lipotes vexillifer (Yangtze River dolphin) is the source of this 2186-nucleotide messenger RNA. RefSeq names its product secretogranin III (gene SCG3). Lineage: Eukaryota; Metazoa; Chordata; Mammalia; Artiodactyla; Lipotidae. Gene Ontology annotation, cellular component: secretory granule membrane. The record is from RefSeq and is a predicted model, not a curated record. Gene Ontology annotation, biological process: protein localization to secretory granule. The transcript is spliced from 12 exons. The coding region runs from base 301 to 1716 and encodes 471 amino acids.